Messenger RNA from Drosophila innubila, 2331 nucleotides. It is a transcript of the gene Ir76b, whose product is annotated as glutamate receptor ionotropic, delta-1. Gene Ontology annotation, molecular function: ligand-gated monoatomic ion channel activity. Bases 1 to 1890 code for a protein of 629 amino acids. NCBI's taxonomy places the organism in Eukaryota, Metazoa, Arthropoda, Insecta, Diptera, Drosophilidae. Gene Ontology annotation, cellular component: membrane. The record is from RefSeq and is a predicted model, not a curated record. The transcript is spliced from 5 exons.
AUGGGAACUGGGAUAGAGUUGCUUGUGGCUGCCGCACUGUGCUUGGCCUGUCCGCCAUUGAAUGAUACGAUGCCCGAGGGUUUGAUACAGUUGAAUCCGGAUGGGAGUCUGGUUACAGAGAUGCCCAUAGAUCUGGAUCUAGAGGAUGCUGGAUUGGUUGAAGAGGCUCCAGUGGAAACGCUGGAAGUGCUGCGCAACAAAAAGGAGAAAUUGCGAAACAUGAAAGAGUGGAUUAAUGGCAAACAUCUGAAAAUUGCAACGCUUGAGGAUUAUCCAUUGAGUUAUACCGAAGUGCUAGAGAAUGGCACGAGGGUUGGUCGUGGAGUUUCCUUUCAGAUUAUCGAAUUUCUGCAAAAAAAGUUUAACUUCACGUUCGACGUUGUUGUGCCGCAGGAUAAUAUAAUUGGUUCCACAGCGGAUUUGGAUCGCAGUUUGAUUGAAAUGGUCAACAAUAGUGAUGUAGAUCUGGCUGCCGCCUUUAUACCAUCGUUGUCGGAGCAGCGCACAUUUGUGUUCUACUCGACAACCACAUUGGAUGAGGGAGAAUGGAUUAUGGUCAUGCAACGUCCCAGGGAAUCGGCAAGUGGUUCUGGCUUAUUGGCUCCCUUUGAUUUUCGCGUCUGGAUACUCAUCUUUGUCUCUCUGGUGGCCGUUGGACCCAUUAUCUAUUUGCUGAUCAUCAUACGCAAUCGCCUAACGGGGGAUGCAGUGCAGCAGCCGUAUUCCCUAGGACACUGUGCCUGGUUCGUUUACGGGGCCCUCAUGAAACAGGGCAGCACACUUUCCCCGAUUGCAGAUUCGACACGACUGCUAUUUGCCACCUGGUGGAUAUUCAUCACCAUUUUGACCUCGUUCUAUACGGCAAACUUGACCGCCUUUUUGACCCUCUCCAAGUUUACGCUGCCCUAUAAUACGGUUAAUGAUAUUCUCUCGAAGAACAAGCAUUUCGUAUCGUUGCGAGGAGGAGGAGUUGAGUACGCCAUACGCACGACCAACGAAUCCUUAAACAUGCUCAAUCACAUGAUCCACAACAAUUAUGCGGUCUUCACGGAUGCCUCUAACGAUUCCUAUAAUCUGCAGAACUACGUAGAGCGCAAUGGUUAUGUUUUUGUACGGGAUCGUCCAGCGAUCAAUAUAAUGCUCUAUAGGGACUAUUUGUACCGCAAGUCACUUAGCUUCAGCGAUGAGAAGAUUCAUUGUCCUUUUGCCAUGGCCAAGGAUCCGUUUUUAAAGAAGAAGAGAACUUUUGCAUAUCCCAUUGGUUCCAAUCUGAGUGAACUUUUCGACCCUGAACUUCUCAAUCUGGUAGAAUCUGGCAUUAUCAAGCAUUUGUCAGCCAGAAAAUUGCCAAGUGCAGAGAUUUGUCCACAGGAUCUGGGCAGUACGGAACGGCAGCUGAGGAACGGGGAUCUAAUGAUGACCUAUUACAUAAUGCUAACGGGAUUUGCAACAGCAUUGGCCGUGUUCACCACAGAGCUGUUGUUCCGCUACAUAAAUGGACGACACGAGGCCAAUCAGUGGGCACGACAUGGCAUUGGACGGACGACCAAUGGACAAAGUAUAAAGCCAUCUCGUUGGCUGCGAGGAUUGCGAGGCUUUAAUAACGGAAAUAAACAGCUGUUGGGUACUUCGACACAUGGUCAGAAUGUGACACCUCCUCCUCCAUAUCAGAGCAUCUUCAGUCAUAACGGUGGUGAGCAACGUUGGCGUCGUGCUGUCGCCGCCAAUGGACAUGGCCUAAUCCUGGGAGGGGAACAGAAUUUGCCCGGCGUGAGACGAUUGAUAAACGGACGCGAUUAUAUAGUUUUUCGAAAUUCAAAUGGACAAAGUCAACUGGUGCCUGUAAGAUCUCCUUCGGCAGCCUUGUUUCAAUAUACUUACACGGAGUAGGAUAACCAUCUUAUAUAUGUAGUAGAAAUUUUUUCACUUUUAUAACACGAACACAAAUUAAGCCACAUUUUUAUCAUAGACGUAGACAAAAGAUCUAGUGCAAGUUUAAUAGGUCCCCUAGGAGCGUAGACAUAUAUUAUAAAGAACAUGAAAUGCAAUAAUUAAUAGAGUAAUUGGUAAUAUGAUGAUUUAAAUCAGCGGUUGGGAAUCUUAAGUAUGUGCAAAUUAGCUUCGCCAUCUUUAUCGUUGAUGAGAAAUUAGCAACGCAGCUGACAAAUAAUUUGUGACACAGCAAAUGAUAUGCUUCGAGUCGAGGUGCUGAGCACAAAUAAUUUAUGACCCUGUCCGCACUAAUUACAAAAACUGCUGAUGAUGUUCUAGAGCUCAAUUUCAGAAUUUGCCAUUGGACUCCCAAAUGCUUCUGGAAAUUUCGUAAUCAAA